Messenger RNA from Branchiostoma floridae (Florida lancelet), 1125 nucleotides. Its product is annotated as fibrinogen C domain-containing protein 1-B-like. The record is from RefSeq and is a predicted model, not a curated record. The transcript is spliced from 6 exons. Lineage: Eukaryota; Metazoa; Chordata; Leptocardii; Amphioxiformes; Branchiostomatidae. The coding region runs from base 383 to 1006 and encodes 207 amino acids.
GUAACGUUUGCGUUUUCAAUACAUCGUCAACCUGCUUGGACAUAUUUCCCGAAAGGACUCAAAAGGGUUUGCAUCAAUUUUAAUUUCAGCGAUUUCAUCAACACCAGUGGAUACCAACCGUGUCCCCUUAUUUUCGGACGGAUUGUCAGACACACACACAGGGGGCAGCGCAGGCGGUAUCUACUAUGAUGAAGACUCGCAGCAACGGCGUCUGUCCAACAACACGAAGGGCGAAGGUACAGACAGUUCAGCUUCCAAGUUUUUACCCGUGGUUGUCCCCGUGAAACAUGCCAAGGACAGGCCUGUAACAGUGUCAACAACUGCUGCGUUUCCUUCUGGAGACCAAGCAGGUACCAAGCCUCUGGAUUGCCUGGACAUCCGCAUGACCAGCUCGGGCUGGCUCCCCAGCAGUGUUUACCUGGUGCACCCGCGGGACGGACUGGGGCCCAUCAUGGUGUACUGUGACAUGGCCACGGACGGGGGAGGGUGGACGGUGAUCCAGAAACGGUACGACGGCUCAGUCGACUUCUCCCGAAGCUGGGACGAGUACAAGCGAGGAUUCCCGACUUACCUGAGCGGAGAGUUCUGGCUGGGUAACGACAAUAUCCACCGGUUGACUAUGCAGGAUAGCUGUGAGCUCCGAGUGGACAUGGAGUCAUUUGAUGACGACAUCCGGUAUGCUGUGUACGAUCAUUUCUCUGUCGGGAGCGAGGAGGAACUCUACAAGCUCACUGUAGCUGGCUUCAGCGGCAACGUGACAGGCGACUCCCUCGGGAAGCAUGACGGGUCUCCCUUCGCCACCGUGGACCAUGACUCCGAGUGGGGGUGUGCGCAGGCGUACCGGGGCGGGUGGUGGUACUACCGGUGCCACUCCGCCAGUCUGAACGGACAGUACCAGCGGGGCUACCACUCCACCUGGGCGGACGGCAUCCACUGGGACCUGUGGACCGGCAUGAACCACUCCCUCCGCCGCACAGAGAUGAAAAUACGGCCACACAGACGUUAAUAGGCAACUGUUACACGCCUAACCAUUUUAGAUUGGCUAUUCCAAAAUUCCUGUGUAUGUCACCAUUUCACUCCAUUCAUGCCCUACAUAUUUCCCACAAGACAGAAACUAAAGUUGAU